Trichoderma asperellum CBS 433.97 is the source of this 2044-nucleotide messenger RNA. RefSeq lists its product as uncharacterized. The record is from RefSeq and is a predicted model, not a curated record. Gene Ontology annotation, biological process: L-homoserine metabolic process. Gene Ontology annotation, molecular function: homoserine O-acetyltransferase activity. Lineage: Eukaryota; Fungi; Ascomycota; Sordariomycetes; Hypocreales; Hypocreaceae.
UGCUAGCAUCUGAAUUUCUCAACCUCCACAAAUACACUUGACACAAAACUUAUAUAUUUUCAUUCAUUUCAAUAAUUUUUUUUUUACCCUUCACUUACUCUACACGGCGUUUUACACGCAGCUCAGUUGUUCUUCAGCAUAUUGGGCUUUGAGUUGGUGCUGAGUCCCGAUUGUCUCAUAGUGCUAGUUAGUCUCUUCUCCGUUCUCGGAGGUCGAGUCAUUCGUUGCUACUUGCAGGCGGCAAGAUGAGUGAGAAAAACGGUAUCAAUGGUGAUACCAAUAUGAAAUACGAAAGAACCCAGUCGCAACCUGAGAACCCCUUUUCGGCUCUCAUCCCCGACCAGCAAAUAGCCAUUGUGCCGGAAUUCACUCUCGAGUCUGGCGUCACGCUAUAUAAUGUUCCUGUGGCCUAUACCACCCGCGGCAAGCUGUCGCCCUCUGGUGACAACGCCAUGGUGAUAUGCCAUGCCCUGACCGGCAGCGCUGAUGUGAGCGACUGGUGGGGUCCUCUGCUUGGUGGUCCGGGUAGGGCUUUCGAUACAUCAAGAUUCUUCAUCGUAUGCAUGAACAGCCUAGGCAGCCCGUACGGCACAGCAAGCCCGGUGACGGCCAAGGAUGGCGAUGCCAAAAAUGGUUAUUAUGGACCCGAGUUUCCUCUCACAACUAUCCGAGAUGACGUGAAUCUACACAAACUUAUCUUGGAUGAUUUGGGGGUGAAGCAAGUGGCUGCCGUAAUCGGUGGCUCUCUCGGUGGCAUGUUUGUUCUGGAGUGGGCGUACUUUGGCAAGGACUAUGUUCGCUGUGUGGUGCCGAUUGCCACGUCCAGCCGGCAUAGCGCAUGGGGCAUCAGCUGGGGCGAAGCUCAACGCCAGAGCAUCUAUGCCGACCCAAAGUACGACGAUGGAUACUAUCCUUUUGAUGAUCCGCCUGUGACUGGGCUCGGUGCGGCUCGCAUGUCUGCGCUGCUCACUUACCGUAGCCGCAACUCGUUCGAGUCACGGUUUGGCCGGAACAUUCCCGACCCUUCCAAGAUUCAGUCAAUCCGAGAGCGGCCCAGUCCCAGCACGCCGUCGGAAGCGCACUUUCACAUCCACAAUGAUGGCCACAAUGUGAAGCGGGCGUCAACCUCGCGCAAAAAUAGCCAGGCUGGCUCUGGAGCCAGCAGUCCGGGAUCACGAUCGGCAGAAAACGCUGACCCGCAGUUCCAUGGCCCGGGGAAUGACCGCGACCAAGGAGAAAGCCUGACUGGAGGUGACAAGCUGCCUACAUCGACAUACUUUUCCGCACAAUCCUAUCUGCGCUACCAGGGAAAGAAAUUCGUCAAGCGCUUUGACAGCAACUGCUACAUCGCUAUGACUCGAAAACUGGAUACUCAUGAUGUCUCUAGGGACCGCGCAUCGUCGAUCGCUGAGGCUCUUGCACUAAUUGAACAGCCCCUGCUCGUACUUGGCAUUGAAAGCGACGGGCUAUUCACUUUUGCCGAACAGGAGGAGAUUGCUCAGUACGUCAAAAAUGCGCGACUGGAGCGGAUCGAUAGCCCUGAGGGACACGACGCCUUCCUCCUGCAGUUUGAGCAGGUCAACCGCUACGUGCUGGGCUUCUUGAAAGAGAUUCUACCCGAUAUCAUGUUGGUCGAGGGUGGCGCCCAGGAGGAAGUUGGCGUGGGGCAGCUGAUGAAGUCGAGCACAUUCGGUGAAGCUGAGGUGGAUGACAUUACUGCGUGGUAGCCCCGGACGGCAGGCAGUGUGCAUAGGGAACUACCUUGGAUUAAUCUAUAGCACUGGGUGUAUUCUACUUCUUCACUCCGUCCCGUGCUAUGUACACAGUACUAUUAUAGAUAGAUGUUGGCUCACACGAGGGGAUGGACGCAAAAGUCUUUGGUUAGAAAUGGUAUUCAAUAUUUGUUCAGACAGAGAGCCACAACCUGCAUAUAACUUGGCCGCAUGUGGAAAUCUUUGGCUAUCCAUUGGCUGUCGAAUUUCAGAGUGUUAGCAGGAUUCGCAAACAUGCAAGGGAGCAGAGUUGAGCUAUUGAAUACUAUCGA